CACCUGUGUUUUUGUGUUUACAGCACCUCCUCUGCAGUUUGUAGAUCCAUUAGAUCGUCUGGAGGUGCAUGUUGGAGAGACGGCCCAUUUAAAGUGUGAGUUCAAAGGCAGCUCUCCUGUAGCUUCUUGCUGGUUCUUUAAAAAAAAAGAGGUGGUGGAAAGCUCCAGGUUUUGUAUUGAGUCCUGUAAUGAAAGCAGUUCUCUGGUGAUUUCCGAAGCCCUUCCUGAGGACUCUGGACGUUACACGAUAUUUGUACGAGAUCGCAAAAGUUCAGCCCAACACACAGUGACCCUAAAUGUCAUUGACCUGCCUCGGCCUCCUGCCUCCAGUCCUCUAGUGUACAUCCUCUCCUCUCACUCUCUGGUUUUGUCCUGGUCUGGGCCGUCUUACGAUGGCGGCAGUGCUGUGACUGGAUACGUGGUGGAGGUUUGUGAAAGUCCCACGGUGAAUGAAAGCAUGUUGUCUUUUAAAGGAGAGCCAUGUGAUGAGAAACCAGUGGAGUAUGUGACAGUGACCAUCAACACUGUGGAUAAACUUACUGACCACUAUAAUGUCCUGGAAAAACUCGGAGUAGGGAAGUUUGGCCAGGUGUUUCGGAUGACCCAUAAGGAGACGGGCCGAGUUUGUGCUGGAAAGUUCUACAAAGGUCGUCGGGCAAAGGAGAGAGAGGCCGCAAGGAAAGAAAUAGAGCUAAUGAAUUUCUUACACCAUCAAAAACUCGUGCAGUGUCUUGCCGCAUAUGACAACAAGGCUGAGAUGGUCAUGGUGAUGGAAUAUGUUGCUGGUGGAGAGCUGUUUGAGCGCAUUGUAGAUGAUAGUUUUAAGCACACCGAAGUGUCCAGUGUGGGCUACAUGCGUCAGAUUCUGGAGGGGAUUCAGUACAUGCAACAGCAAAAUGUUAUCCACCUGGACCUCAAACCUGAGAACAUUGUCUGUGUAGACAGAACUGGGAUUCAGAUCAAAAUCAUUGACUUUGGACUGGCUAGCAAGCUGGAUCCCAACACACCUCUGAAGGUGAUGCACGGCACUCCAGAAUUUGUUGCUCCAGAGGUCAUCAACUUUGAGCCGGUCUGUCUGGCCACUGACAUGUGGAGUAUCGGGGUCAUCUGCUACAUCCUUCUGAAAACAGGCAAAGCUUUGCUGGCUCUGAAGAGGAUGGCUAUGUUGUCUAAACCAGAGGCUUCCGCAAGCUUGAGCCCUGUAGAUGAGACGGAGCAGGCACUGCAGUCUCUGGAACUGAAGCUUCAGUGUAAACCUGAGUUCAGCAAGACUUCAUCUGACCUGACUGUCCCGCAGGGCUCCGGCGCCCAACUCUCCUGUCUCAUCACAGGUUACCCUGACCCUGAGGUGGUGUGGCUGAAGGACGGUGAGCUGCUGGAGCUGCAGGAGGAGUGUGUGAAGGUGGACUAUGAGGAGGACGGCAGCUGUACUCUCACCCUAGAGAACGUCUCUCCGCACCACAGCGGCCUGUAUUCCUGCAAAGCCACUAAUGUACUCGGGGAGGCACUGUGCUCUGCUACUCUUACUGUAGAGGAGAAAGACAAAGACAUGAUAAUGGCAUAAAAAUCACAUAAAUCCACACACCAGACAGAUUAAAAUAUACUGAUGCAAUCAAUGCCGAUAUAACUGUGAAUUCAGUGUUAAAACUGUAAUAAAAAUCUAAUUGAUGCUAUUAUGCUUAUUAUUAUUUAUGUUUGU
This is a messenger RNA of Sinocyclocheilus grahami, 1699 nucleotides long. RefSeq names its product myosin light chain kinase, smooth muscle-like. The annotation marks the transcript as partial. Lineage: Eukaryota; Metazoa; Chordata; Actinopteri; Cypriniformes; Cyprinidae. Gene Ontology annotation, biological process: protein phosphorylation. The record is from RefSeq and is a predicted model, not a curated record. The transcript is spliced from 11 exons. Gene Ontology annotation, molecular function: protein kinase activity; protein binding; ATP binding.